AUGAAAAUCCCCUAUAAUGUCGUCCACGUCAGUGGUGACGUUCUUUACGCUGCUCGAGGCGGCAAGAUUCACUCAUUCAGUCUCCAAGACGGAUCUCACCUUUCGACAUGGAAGCAUCCCGAUGUUGACAAAGUAGAUGCCGCAGUGAAGGCCAUCUCAGGCGGAGUCUCAAGUGAGAACGUCGCAACUCAGGACCCUGCUGUUGCCGAGGGUGAUGAUGACGAUGGACCACCAGCCAAGCGACAAAGGACCGAAGAACCCAAGGAUGAGACAACCACUGUCGAAGCAAACGCUCAGGAGGAUGCGAAGAAUGCAGAGGAGACAAAGCCUGAAGGGGAAAAGAAGGGAGGAAAGAAGAGCAAAGACAGGCGCAACCAGCAGCGACCAAAGGAGCAUAACAUCUCACGAGUGCCCGACCGUCCAGUCAUUACACACAUGACCAGUUCCCCUGAUGGCUCUCAUAUUCUGGCUAUUACUGGACACGACAAGGCUAUUUGGGUCUUUGAGAAUGGUGAAAAUGGUGUUCUUAACCAACUCAGCAAACGAACCCUGCCCAAGCGUCCUAGUGAUGUAGUUAUUGGCCCAGACUCGCAAAUCGUGGUCGCCGACAAAUUUGGAGAUGUUUACUCUCUCCCUCUUAUCUAUGAUCCUACCGCUCAAAAUGUCGACCGGUCCUCAACCCCUGCGGUAGCGAAGCCUGCGUAUAAGCCAUCUGCCAACACCACAACUGUUCACUCCAAGCGCAACCUGCGUGCUCUUCAAGAACAGCAACGUCAAAUGGAGCUUGCUACACGGAACAAGAAUGAGAAAAACUCCAAAUCCGAGGGCCCCGAUUUUGAACUCACUCUGCUGCUUGGUCACGUCUCUAUGCUCACUGCUGUUGCUAUUGGCGAGAGCGAGGGGCGACGAUAUAUCUUGACUGCUGAUCGCGAUGAGCAUAUCCGGGUGUCAAGAUACAUUCCUCAAGCUCAUGUUAUCGAGGGAUUCUGUUUUGGUCACACCGAGUUCAUCAGCUCCAUGACCAUCCCCUCAUCUCGUGGCAAUAUUGUUGUGUCGGGUGGUGGUGAUGAGGAUUUGUUUGUAUGGGAUUGGGAAGCAAACAAGCUCUUGUCACAAAUCAGCGUUUUGUCUUUGGCCCAGAAGAUCUUGCCUGAUACCACCAAGGUAGCCAUUACUGGGCUAUACAACUUGGUGUACCCUCACAAAGGUUCUGAUCUCAUCUACAUCCUGGCCAUAUGUCAAGAUAUCCCCGCUAUUUUCUCAUGGCAACUCACCGAGGACAACACCCUUCAUCGCCCAGCCAUCAUCCAGCUUCCUGGCAAGCCACUCGACCUCGCCAUCAAGCCAGCUACCGGCGAAGAGUCACCCAAGAUCGUCACUGCUCUCGAUCCCAGUGAUCCUACACAAGCAAAGAGCUUGGCAAUCUACUCGCUCACUAUGACUGACGAGAAGCUUGCUACAAGCACGACGGCUCUGGUGGGCGACCGCGACAUCGAGAGUGCCGAGCUCGACGUAGAUGAAAAGGUCGUGAGGGGUCUCUUGUACAAUACUGAGAGUCUGCGAAAACAACCAACGGAACGUGAAGAGGAACGGGGUGAGGAGCAAGUACCUGAAGAUCAAGUAAUGGGAGAGUCAGAGGUUGUUGAGGAGUAA
Messenger RNA from Fusarium venenatum, 1653 nucleotides. RefSeq lists its product as uncharacterized. Gene Ontology annotation, molecular function: protein binding. NCBI's taxonomy places the organism in Eukaryota, Fungi, Ascomycota, Sordariomycetes, Hypocreales, Nectriaceae. Gene Ontology annotation, biological process: RNA (guanine-N7)-methylation; tRNA modification. The record is from RefSeq and is a predicted model, not a curated record. Gene Ontology annotation, cellular component: nucleus; cytosol; tRNA methyltransferase complex.